Molecule: messenger RNA, 6231 nt
Organism: Myxocyprinus asiaticus (Chinese sucker)
Lineage: Eukaryota; Metazoa; Chordata; Actinopteri; Cypriniformes; Catostomidae
Product: zinc finger E-box-binding homeobox 1-like
Exons: 6
Coding region: 1622-3499 (625 amino acids)
Biological process (GO): regulation of transcription by RNA polymerase II; anatomical structure development
Molecular function (GO): DNA-binding transcription factor activity, RNA polymerase II-specific; RNA polymerase II cis-regulatory region sequence-specific DNA binding
Source: RefSeq, a predicted model, not a curated record
AAAUUACUAUUACAUUUUGGAGAGAAAAAAAAAAAACUUCUUAAACUACAAAGAUUUCUCAUCAAAAAAUCCUCCACGUGCAGCAAUUACAGCUUUGCAGAUCCUUGGCAUUCCAGCUGUCAGUUUGUCCAGAUACUCAGGUGACAUUUCACCCCACACUUCCUGUAACACUUGUCAUAGAUGUGGCUGUCUUGUCGGGCACUUCUCACGCACCUUACAGUCUAGCUGAUCCCACAAAAGCUCAAUGGGGUAAAGAUCCAUAACACUCUUUUCCAAUUAUCUUUUGUCCAAUGUCUGUUUCUUUGCCCACUCUAACCUUUUCUUUUUGUUUUUCUGUUUCAAAAGUAGCUUUUUCUUUUCAGUUCUUCCCAUUAGACCUCCACCCCUGAGUCUUCUCUUUACUGUUGUACAUGAAACUGGUGUUGAGCAGGUAGAAUUCAAUGAAGCUGUCAGCUGAGGACAUGUGAGGUGUCUUUUUCUCAAACUAGAGACUCUGAUGUACUUAUCCUCUUGUUUAGUUGUACAUCUGGCCUUCCACAUCUCUUUCUGUCCUUGUUAGAGCCAGUUGUCCUUUGUCUUUGAAGACUGUAGUGUACACCUUUUGUAUGAAAUCUUCAUUUUUGGCAAUUUCAAGCAUUGUAUAGCCUUCAUUCCUCAAAACAAUGAUUGACUGAAUUUCUAGAGAAAGCGGUUUCUUUAUUGCUAUUUUUGACCUAAUAUUGACCAGUCUAUUGCAUUCUGUGACAACUCAAAAACAAAGACAAUGUUAAGCUUCAUUUAAGGAACCAAAUAGCUUUCAGCAGUGUUUCAUAUAAUGGCAAGUGAUUUUCUGGUACCAAAUUAUCAAUUUAGCAUGGUUACUCAAGUAUAAUUUGUUGAAGUGAUGGCUGCUGGAAAUGGGGCCCUUCUAGAUUUGAUCAAAAAUGAAAUUUUUCAAAUAGUGAUGGUGCUGUUUUUUUUUUUUUACAUCAGUAAUGUCCUGACUAUACUUUGUGAUCAGUUGAAUGCCACUUUGAUGAAUUAAAGUACCAAUUUUCUUCUGAAACAGCAAAAUUUGUACAUUAUUCCAAACUUUUGGCCGCCAGUGUAUAUCUACUGUAUAUCAAACAGAAUCCACCUCUAACAAACUUCAUCAGCGAACAGAUCAGCUAAAUGUAAACAAGCUCACUGAAAAUGAGGUAAGAUACAAACCGACAUGUUCAGACUUAUUUAUUGUGAUCAUCUAAGUGUUUGUUCAGAGUUGCUUGUUUUAUGUUUUGAUCAAAAAAUGCCUUUAUUCUCACAGUCACUUGAAUAAGAGCGCACGCUCUCAUGCGCGCAGCGGGCACUGAGAAAGAGGGAGACACGCAAAGCUGGUUAAAAUGAAACUGAUACGGGUUCGACUGGAGGACAAUGAAUUAAACUGACUACAGAGAGCACUUCAAUGUGAAAACAAGCAAAUCCUGGGCAUUUAAGGCGAUUUUAGAAAUCCCAGUCUGAAGUCCCUUUCGGGGAGGAGUGUAUUACUGAUGAGGAAGAAGUGGCUGGUCAGGAAAAGCAGGCGGAAACUACAAGUUCCUUGGAUGCCCCAGAGGAGCACCAGAGCACUCCAAAGAGAGGGGUCCACGAUGAGAAUGGUACCAUGGAUCCAUUCUCAUAUGUGCACAUUUGUCCACACUGUUACCGUGGUUACAAACAUUACACUUCUCUGAAGGAACACCUCAAACUGCGGCAUGAAAAGAGUGAUGAAAACUACUGCUGUUCCCUCUGUAGCUACACCUUCACCUACCACGCACAACUCGUCCGUCACAUGAACUCACACAGGCAUGUCCGGGAGCAGUGGACUAUUUCUCAGUCAGGUGGAAACAGAAAGUUUAAAUGUACAGAAUGUUCCAAGGCCUUCAAAUACAAACAUCACCUGAAAGAGCACCUGCGCAUUCACAGCGGUGAGAAGCCAUAUGAAUGCUCUGAUUGUCAGAGAUGUUUCUCCCACUCGGGGACCUACAGCGCUCAUAUCACCAAGUGUGUGGGCAGGACCCCUGCAGUCAAAAUUGUGCCUCGAAGUCCUAGAGUGAAAGAAGCCAUGACCCUUUCUCUCCCCAAACACAUCUUUCUGAGAGAGAAGGUGGACAUUGCCAACAAUCCUCAACAAGAGCAACUCCCCCUGAAGCAGAUCAAACAGGAGCCUGUUGAACAUCAACCCAAAGCGGUGUCAGCAACACCAACUAUAAAUGCCACCACCAAUGGAGCUGCAGCCACAAAUGCUCAAGGCGUUGUGCAGACUUUGGUCAUGCCCACUGUCGGGCUGGUCCAGCCAAUCAGCAUCAACCUUGGUGACUUACAGAGUGUGCUGAAUGUGUUGGCUAGUGCCAGUGUUAAUGGAACGAAUAUGCAGCAGACGCAGCCACCGGUGAUCUCUGCCAUCUCUAUGCCAGUUGUGGGACAAGAUGGAAAUGCCAAAAUUGUCAUAAACUACAACCCCCAAUUAGACUCACAACUUAAUGAAGUUAAAGUAAAUGCUACACAGCCUGUUGUGACACAGCCUACUGCGACACAAGCCGGUACAGCUCAGGCAAAAUAUACGGUUUCUAAUGUGUCACAGCCAAAAGGGGUGCAGAUUGAUUCAGCACAGUCCAACUUAACUGAAACCCAAACAUCAAGUACACUCAAUGCAAAACCUACACAGGUAGUAAUCAUCAAACCAGUCCAAGCCGGAAACCCCACCAAACCAGCAUCUAUCAUCAGACUAACCCCCACACAGGCUGCCAGGUUGGUCCAAGCCCGUGCGGCACAACCAAAGCUCACCCAGCAAUCUUUACUGCUAGUGAGGAGAGCAGAUGGGACACAGAGUCUUGUGGUUCGACAAGUAGCUAUCGGCAAUCCAACAGUGGAGACAAAGCCCACCGAGAUUAAAUCAUCCUCAGAAAAGACUACAAAUACAGCGCUUGAACCACAAGCCGAGAGGAGAGACACAACAGAAAAUACGAGUUCCUUGGAGUCUGAUGUUUGUAAACAAAACCUGACUGCCAAUGUAUCAUUGGGCAUCAAAAUCAAAACUGAACCUGACUCUCCUUCCAAGAUUGAGACUGAAAUAGAUAACGAGGGAGAGAAAGAUAUGGAGACAGACAGCGAUAAAGAGGAAGGGAAACAAGCUGCAAAUAACACAGUCUCACACUCUGGAACAGUUCACAACCGUGUUGCAUGUGGAGACAACUUCCAUAACUACGCAAGUUGUUUGCUUCGCGAAAAUGGCCCAAGCAAACAUAAACUCCUUGACUCUCGGAAAGGUGACACCAAGGGGUCGCCUAAAAUUUUCUCUCUGGCCUCUCUACUUAAAAAGGAUAAGAGUGGAGCAGCAGAGCGCCUACUUCCUCUCCUGAAGGCCUAUAGUCAGGACCCUCAUCCCACUGAGGAGGAGCUGUCUCAGGUUGCAAAGUCUGUUAAGCUGCCUCUAGAGGCGGUCUGCAAGUGGUACCAGAAGAUGCAUUCCAAGAAGAUUUUGCUUAAGGCUGCAAGCUGAAAAACAGCCAACAGACUGAGGAAAAUACCCCAUGUGAUCCUAUUGAUGUGUCUCAAGAAAAGAACUCGACCCAAGACACCUUGCGUUCCUACUCAACAUCUUGAUGGCACCUCAACAGACACCCAAAAUGGAACUCUGUGCUUCACCUGACUCCUCUCCAACCAAUAUGUUUGUUCAACUUUCAGCGCUGCGCAGGCUGAUCUGCGCUGGAUUUGAAGCAGUGCAUGUUGGUUAGAACUUUUGUUUGAGUUGAGAUGGUGCCACUGCCAUGUCACCGUGACUUAUGCAAUGAAAGCACUGCGAAAGUGAUUCGAGAGCAGCCGCCUGGCACAGCAGCAGAAGUUGCUCCAGAGUGACUGCAGAAGCUCUGAUGACUGCACAGCUUAUUCGUAAAAAAUGGGGAUAGACCUAGUUACCAUGAGAAACUUCUUUAUUCACACACACUGUCGGUCGCGUGGAAAAACAGGAUUCAGCCAUUGGCAGACAAUCUUACAGAAUACCUUGAAACCCAAAAUACCUUGAAUGAAAUUUGACUUAUGGACCAGUGAGGUGGGGAUUAAUUUACUGAAAGGGGGAAACCUAUAGGGAAGUGUUCACUGGAGGGUUGGCCCCCAAGGACUAUUGCUCUUCAGAUCUUCCCUGGGCUCCUUACUGGUCUGUGUGUCCUAGUCUUUCCUUGUGGUGGGUGGUGUGUUUUAUUAGUUCUGCAGUUUGUUAAUGAGCUAGUGUAAUGGGAGCCAGCUGGUACUUGAUAGCUAUGCAGUGUGUGUAACCCUCACUUCCCUGGCCUCGAGGCGCACUAGCGACUGACACUAGGGGCUGUAGCCUUUAGCCUCCUCGUUAGCGCGCCCGCCUCCCAUGCCAGCUGACGCCGAUUCUAAUCCGGCUCGGAGCAGGUCGAGCAGGACCAGUUACGCUAGCAGAUGACCAGAUUCUACCCUUUCAGAAACAACAGCAUCUUUUGACUUUCUGUUGUUUUCUUUUGUCUUGAAUGUACAAAAAAUACAAAAACAUCUCAUUUAAUUCCUUUGAAGAAGCUUCAGUUGUAAAAGAUAUCAUAAAAGAGGAGUGAGUGACUGGACAUGAUGGAGGUGAUUGGAGAGUGCUGUAAUGUUACAUUCAGGUCUGUGAAUAUACUUAACCAGUUCCCCUCCGAAACUUAAGAGUGACUGAGGUGAUUUUAGCCUAAUACAUGAGUGUAGAUAUGUCUGCCCCAACACUAGAUGUUACUGUAGCACCAGUGUCUGAAAGAAAAGUCAAACUCCUUUUGUUACAAAAUUCCAUUUGCAAAGAGUCUUUCAUCUUUGCUGUAAACUUCUGGGGAAAGUUAAGAACUCGCAGUCCUAACAAUUAGUCCCUUAGCAAGCUUCCCUGCAAGUUUGGUGGAGAGGGGAGGGCUGCAUCAGGACUGUAAGCAGGCUAUAUAGGAGCUGAGUAAGGCUGUGCAUUUCUUCUAAUAUCUUUCUGGUCUUUCUACACUCAUUCAUAUAAUGUCCAGGUUUACCACAUUAGUCACAUCUGCCCUCCCUCUUAGGACAUUUGUGGUGUUGUUUACUCUCUCUUUUUGCCUUAUGCAAGGAGACUGCUGCAACCAUCAGAGUCCAUUUCCCAGGUCGCCAACCUGCUUGAGUUCGCAGAGUUUCAGUGGACCAUGUGAGAUUAAUAAAGGACGGUACUCUCAUGAAAGGCCAUCAAACCAAGUAUGCACUAGUGGUCCCUUAUCAUUGCGAACCUUCUCAGGAGUGUCAGCUAUACCAUUGUAUACAGCAGCCGCUUGACAAAACCUUUAAUUGUACUUGCUGAUGGUUUCGCCUUUCCUAAGCUACAGACUCUUGACCAGUCUACCUUUGGCCCAGUGAUGUUCUUUAGCACUCACAAAACUCCCUCUCACAAGUCCUCUUUACUUGCUGAAGUAAAGCAAGUCAUCUUUUGUUGAAGCCCUGUCAUGGCUCAACUUAGUGAGUCAGGACACACUAGAAUGCAACUUUUUCUUUUGCUCUUCUAACCUAGCAAUGCUUUGAGUUUGCUCUUGAGCCAAAUCUAAAGAGAAUUUUUGAUGGUAAUAGAUAAUGCCUUUUAUAUUUAUCUUCCGAAUACAAGCACCAAGCACUCAUACAUUCUGCAAGGGUCCAUACCUUAUUCGACUGAAUACCAAAUUUCUGUCAAAUUCUGUCUCUAUUGAGUCCAUGUGUUCUAACAAUGAUUUUAAUUCAUUGCCUGUCCAUUUCUCAGUUGUAGGAAUACGUCUAGUAUUCUUGUUAACCAUUUUUCCUUUAACUACUGUCUCUCUGACAAAACAAAGAAGAACUAUCAGAAAUGUAUUUGACUGUCACCAGUGUUUCUCUCACAAACCAGAUGAUCCUGUACACAUCCCUGGAUGAGCAGAGGAUAAACCAACCUCCUAAGAGCCCCACGUGAUUGUGGUGUGCAUUUUCCAUUUCCCUUUUUGAUUUGUAACUAGUAGCAAAUAGUUUUCCUAAAAAUGUAUGUCCACAUAUGUGGACAGCGGGGACUAAGUUGUGAAAUUAAGUAAUUUCAAGCUAUAGAAAGUCAGAUUUUUUUCAUCAAAUAGUUACUCUGUGUCCAUGAAUGUUGGUUAUGUGAGUUUUUGGAUGUUAUAGACAUUACAGCUGAUAUUCUAUAAAGCUGAAUAAAUAAUUAUUAUUAAAAGUAUUAGCCAGCAUCAUCAAAUCACUGCCAACCAUGUUAAAAUAAAAUUUUGCAUUAUAAAA